AUGGAGAGCUGGUCACCAGAGAGCAGGGCGGCAGUCCAGAUUGCUUUCAAUGCAUUGCGUGAAACUAUUAGCAAAGAGGCCCAGAACGAGGUCGAGCAUCGUUUGAAAGAAGACAGCCGAACACGCGCGCUUCUUACCGAUGAGCUCGAAAUCCUGAGGUCCCGCUCCGCCGAGGUGGAUCGCUUGGAAGAAGAAAAUCGAAAACUCCGGACGAAACUGCUGCAAUUCCAUCAACAAACCCGAUCUACCGAGUCAUCGAGUGACAGCCCCCGCCCGAACUAUGUCUCCCGCGACCAAGGUACCAAUACAGACCCCAUGUCAAUAGCCACUUUUGAAAAAGGCAGUGAACUGGAACAAGUCUUGCGCGAGAGUCAGAAGCUCCGCAGAAAAUACAAUGCACUGGACCAGAACUUUAAGAUUCUCAAGUUAGAGUUCAACAAAAGGAGGAAUGAGAACAAGAAAUGGGAGGAAUACGCAACGAGUUUGGAAGCCAAGAUAAAACCCUUUAAGCAGUCGCGAAGGGAGCUAGAUGAGAACACGCAUUCAACAGAAGCGUUACCAGAACCUACUAGACCUCAGGCUGUCUUGACCUCAGGUUACGCUUCAGAUCCCGGAGAUGGGCCAGCAUCGACGCGUUGGACUGCGGAAUCUACAAGGCAUAUUCCUCUUGAACCCGUUCCUGCUACAACCACUUCUACAGCCAUCACCGCCAUUAUUCCUCCAGGAAAGGGCACAACCCGGGAUCCAACGCCAGGAGAAUCGACGGAAGGGGAAGCAACAGAUGGCAGCAAGGAUGAAGAUAUUAUUACCCUUCCACCUCUGAGACAACCUCCCAAAACCGAUUCUGAUAUUCGCAUCAAACCAGAACCUUCCUCUGAUGGUCCGGUUGUUGUGUCGGAGCGCUUUGUUGGCAAGAGAAAACAUCUGGAUGACUGCUCCACCGAGCAACAAGGACGACGUCGAAUCAAGGUUGAGAGCUCGAAUAUUACCGGAGGCCCUUCCACCAGCCAACUUCAACAAGAAAGUAUGGACCUAGACGAGGUUGGCCAGAAACUUAGUACGCCGAGAAAGAACAGAAUAUUACCCACUACUGUCGUCGAAUCAGAAAGGAUGGAUACUGGAAGAGCGAAGACAACUGCUCCCUUGUUUGUCAGACCUGACAACAUGGGUACGCCGACAGCAAGAAGCCUUGACUCAUCAGCAGUUCUGACGCCUGUCAACCCUAAUGCUCGUCCGGUGCGGCCAUACGAACUUAAGACUGUGGAAAAGCCGAUCAAAAAAGGGCUCUCCCAAGGCAUAGAAAGCCUUGCUGAGGACGGACUUGCCUAUAAGAAGUCAGGCCGUGGGGUGCCGGCCGAAGCACAGCUUCGCACACCACAGCCCACUGGUCGCUUAAGCACGCUGUUGAACAUGCCAUCCCCGGAGCAGGCUCCUGCCAUAGUACGGUCAGCACCGCGGCUUCGUGGCACGCAAUGGGCGUUGGCAGACGAUGGGCCUCAAUUUCCUGAGCGCCGGGAGCUGCCGUUCAGCAAGGAGCGUCGGGAGAGAUCGAAAGAAACCACUGCUAUUCAAAAUGAGCUCGGCGAGACUGUAGAACAUGGCACCCCACGCGCACUUGCUCGGAACCGUAGCGGGGCUCACACGCCAUCACCCGCAGUUAGAGGAUCAUUACGAGCAAAGCCCAUGGCUAACAUGCGUCUUGAGGAUUUCAAGGUGAACCCGAAGUUCAAUGAUGGUUCAGACUACGCAUAUUCGGAGGUAGUCAGAAGCAAAGACGAUAGGGCUUGCUUACCUGGCUGUACCGACAUGAAUUGCUGCGGGAAACAAUUCCGUGCCAUGGCACUCGCCCAGAGAAACAACGUCGAACGCACAUCGGCGUCAGACACUAAGCUCUUCGAAGACUACCUGGGUGACAGGGUCUCAAUCACUUUGGGGAUGUCCAAAGCAGAAAAAGACGAGUUGUGGGUCGAAGCCAAGACAUGGCAGCUUGCCAACGAGCUGGGCAAGCACCGUCACCGAUAUGCCCGAAGACCGUCUCCCCCAGGCUUCUGGAACGCGGAUUUUCCUACCACACAAGAGGUGGAAGAUGAGAAGUCUGAAGCCGAGAAAAGGGAGAGGCAGUUGAUCCAGGAGAGGUACCGUGAGGCGAUGAGGGGCGGAGGACGGUGGAUAUUCAGGGACGAAUGA
Messenger RNA from Colletotrichum graminicola M1.001, 2187 nucleotides. Its product is annotated as DNA repair protein/CtIP. NCBI's taxonomy places the organism in Eukaryota, Fungi, Ascomycota, Sordariomycetes, Glomerellales, Glomerellaceae. Gene Ontology annotation, molecular function: flap-structured DNA binding; double-stranded DNA binding; damaged DNA binding. Bases 1 to 2187 code for a protein of 728 amino acids. Gene Ontology annotation, biological process: DNA double-strand break processing involved in repair via single-strand annealing; double-strand break repair via homologous recombination. The transcript has 2 exons. The record is from RefSeq and is a predicted model, not a curated record. Gene Ontology annotation, cellular component: site of double-strand break.